Molecule: messenger RNA, 1569 nt
Organism: Magallana angulata
Lineage: Eukaryota; Metazoa; Mollusca; Bivalvia; Ostreida; Ostreidae
Product: protein phosphatase 1 regulatory subunit 36-like
Exons: 17
Coding region: 100-1443 (447 amino acids)
Biological process (GO): negative regulation of phosphatase activity
Molecular function (GO): phosphatase binding
Source: RefSeq, a predicted model, not a curated record
AUCGGGAUCGGAAUUUUAAAAUAUAUACCAACUUUGUUGUUGCUAUGUACAAAAUGCAGUCCAAUUAGUGUUUUUUUUUAUAUUUGAAAAAAUCUAAAUAUGUCAAAAACAGUUGGGGUAGCGGAGCACGUAUCAGGAAUACUUCCUGUAGUCCCUGGAAAAUGGAUCUGGAAAGAGGAAACCAAAUCUUUGGAUUUUGUGAGUGCAAAUCCAAUGGCAGAAAGAGACAGAAAAAAAAGAACAAGAGAAGGAAAUAAAUUAAAAGACAGAGUUGCUUCCAGUGUUGCAAGGGGCGGAUUUAGAGACAGAGGUCAAAGUAAAAGAAAUGCCACAAAAUCUCCACAUCCGCCAAUUAAACAGACCACAGAACACUCUACCGUCACACUGGAUGAUGUGAAAGGAGUUGCUUACAGCACAAUAUUUGAUGGAGAAAAUCUGUCGGAAACUUUUGAGGGAAUAUUCCACACGGACCAGUUUGAUAAUUUUCUUCUACAUCUUCUGAGUUAUUUCCAUUGCUUCUUUGAUAAACUCCACCAAGAGCACAAAAUAAACACAACAACUUACAUAGAGCCCAGUAAGUCAGAGAAGGAGGCCUAUGAAGUGGCCUGUGCCAAGCUGAAGGUGGCACACAGACUGCUGGGACAGUCCUAUUGUUUACUUGUGCUGGGUCUGGGGCUGGAAAAUGUGCACCACAUGGCUUGUGGAGGAUCAAGAGUCUCAUCUACUCUGAAGGACAGAAGCAUGUUUGAGACCCUUUACUCCUUCUGUGCUUAUUUCGUGUGGAUUGCAUUUAAAAAGAAAGAAUACGAAAAUGUUAGAAAAGAAAUAGGAAGGUUGCUAAGAUCAGACACAUUUAAUCCUGCGAUUCGGGUAAAAAAUGCACCUGAUGAGAAAGAUCUGAAGGAAAAGAAAGACAAGGAAAACAAAGAGGAGAAGAAAUUGACCCCAGCAGAAUACCGGAGACUGCAUCCAAAAAGACCAGCAAUAAAAUCAAUUAUACAUCAGAGGUCUCCAGCCAUUGUAGCUGUGUUACCAUCUCCUAAAGAGGAGGCCCAUUGGCUGUUCAAGAUGAGAAAUGCUUUGUCACCAAGUGAGUUGGAGAAGAUUGGCAGAGGAGAGGAAGAAGAAGAGGAGGAGGUGUUUGAAGAAGAUCAAAUUUACCUCAAUAAAAAGACAAUCAAGAUCGGAAUAAUUGGUGAGCCACUAGCCAUGUUCAACCUCCAAACACUGUCUCCUCUUGGAGCUGACAAUGAAGAUGAAGAAAAUGAAGAGGAGGGAGAAAAACAGACCCCAGUAGAAGACCAGUCAGGGGAGACAGUACCUCCAGAUGAGCUGAAGCAACGACAGAGGUUGCUUAGCAACAUGUUUUCAAUGUUUGAGCAGAGAGUGAGUCGACAACACACAGCCAUUUCCACAGCCACACUUGAUGCGGAAGAGACAUAGCAACUUAAGGAAAUGUAAACAAAAGGAAUUCUUCAGUGAAAAAAAAAUAAUUAUCUAGAUAUUUUGUUAUAAAGAACACUUGCCAGACAAGGUUUUUAUGUGUUGUAAAUAAAUGUAAGAAAUGUA